Sinocyclocheilus rhinocerous is the source of this 2256-nucleotide messenger RNA. RefSeq names its product centrosomal protein of 41 kDa-like. Bases 87 to 1211 code for a protein of 374 amino acids. The transcript has 11 exons. Gene Ontology annotation, biological process: cilium assembly. The record is from RefSeq and is a predicted model, not a curated record. Gene Ontology annotation, cellular component: ciliary basal body. NCBI's taxonomy places the organism in Eukaryota, Metazoa, Chordata, Actinopteri, Cypriniformes, Cyprinidae.
UCCGUGAAGGCGUUGCUCAAAGAGGCGACGCUUUGAGUUUUGAUUUUGGAAGCUAACGUUAGCCGCCGAAGAUCAGCUGUUGGAAGAUGUCGGUGAAGCGGGGCAUUGGCGACUCUGAGUAUUUAAAGAAGAGGAUUCCACAGAAUCCAAAAUAUCAACAUGUAAAAACACGACUUGAUACAGGCUCCAGCCUGACAAAGUACAUGGAGAGACUAGAGGAGGCAAGGAAAAACUACAGAUAUAGGAAGGGCGAGCUAUUUAAAAGACUGAAAGUGACAACAUUUGCACAGCUGGUAAUCCAAGUUGCUUCAGUGUCAGAUCAGAAUGACAACAUUAAAGAUGAAAUGGUGGGAUUAGAAGAUGAUGUUUCAAUAUUAUCUGCAUCACCGGGCCUCGACCGUCUCUCUGAUCAGAUAAAUGGCUCCCCCCAGCCGACGCUUCUUUCCCCACAGAGUAUCAACAAUGAUGAAUCCGGCGACACUGCGUUUUCUCCUAGAUCUACACUCCAAAGUGUCAUCAGUGGCGUGGGAGAAAUGGAUCUGGACAAGAAUGGACAGAAGAGCAUCCAAAACUCUCCAGUGUCUACCUCCAACAUCACAGAGUGCCCCUACCCCGACUGCCCAUAUCUGUUGCUGGAUGUGCGGGACAGAGAACAGUAUGACCAGUGCCAUAGUAUCAGUGCAUAUAGUUACCCCAUUGCGACCUUAUCAAGGACAAUGAACCCAUACACGAAAGAAGUUCUCGAUUAUAAAAAUGCAUCAGGGAAGAUCAUAAUUUUGUAUGAUGAGGAUGAGAGGAUUGCAAGUCAAGCCGCCACCACCAUGUGUGAGAGAGGCUUUGAGAAUCUCUUCAUGUUGUCAGGGGGUUUAAAAGUGGUUGCUCAGAAGUUCCCUGAGGGAAUGACAACUGGCUCUAUUCCCAUUUCCUGUCUGCCGUCACCCUCGGGACCUGGAGGUCAUAAGCGAUCGGUUCCACAGCAGACGUCACAGCCAGCAGAAAAAAAGUGGCGGUUCACCUCAGAAGACCUCAGCAAAAUCCAGCAUUACCUAGAGGAAGCGUACAUACCCAGUGAGCCCAGCAGUCGUCUCAGCAGCAGAAUGUCCACUAGCAGCGCUCGCUCCAAAGCAUCUACAGUUCGGAGCAGUCGACAAGGCUCGUCCAUAGCAGGAUCAGAAAGUGCUCGUUCACGGAGUAGUCGACCUUGGAAAUAACCCUCAGUUUCACCUUCAUCAUUGUCAUCUUCACUCUAAUGCAAAUAAAGCCUUUAUAUUUUACUUUUGCAGGAUUCCUGUGAACAUGGACACUCUAAACUACUGUUUUGUUUUUUGUUUUUUUUAAGUUCACUCUUAUUAUGCCACAUGCACAUUCUCAGAACUACACUGGGAGAAACUGAACAUUUCUUGGUUCUGGUAGUACACACAAAUGGCACUAUUUUAUUGUUAUUUCAGUUUAUUCACAAAUCUUUGCACUGCAGACUCUAAAUCCAAACUACAUGUUUAAGAUCUAAAUCUGUUUCUGAUUUGCCACUGUACAUUUUUUGGCAUCAUUGGCCAUUAAUACUAUAAUGAUGGUACAAGAUGUCUAGGGUUUAGCAUCUUAUCCCUUUUAAUGCAUAUGUAGGUUCUUCUAUAUGUUAUGUAAGUAACAAGCAGGUCUUAGUGGAAGGACUCCACUUCUUGGUGAUCAUCGUUUUUUUGCUUUAACUGUGCUAUGAUAUGAUCUGUUCAUUGAGCAUGCUGUAUGUUUACUUGCUCAGUAGGUACAGUAUGUAUGCCGCAGUGCUUUAGAAAUAUUUUAGAUGUGCUGAUCUUGCCUUAAAGCCAGAGCUUCUCUGUUUGUUCAGUGCAUUUAUUUUAAUGGUCAAUGCUUUCCGAGCCAGUGCGUAAUUUUUCUUUCAUAAUCGGCAUCUACUGAACUGUGAUUUGAAUGUUAUGAAUUGUAGAUGCUAUUGCGGGCAUUAAUGAAGAUGAUGUUUCUGUGUGAAACUUUGCUUUGUCUGUUGCAGAGCCUGAUGAAGGAACUUAAAGUGCAUUUAUUGCAGUCAUUGUAUAUGGAAUGUGUACAUGAAGUGGUAGAAAGUGCUUUGUUUGGCCUUUGUUGUCUGUGUUUCUGUGCUUAUUGACUGAAAUCAGUUAUCCCUGUUCUAUGGUACACUUUGUUUUAUUGACCAAUUAAGUAAUUUAAUUUAAUCUAUACAAUGAAAACUACCUGGUUUGUUACUUUGUAUUAAAGGCUGAAUAAAAGUCAAUUUUAUAU